This is a messenger RNA of Rosa chinensis, 519 nucleotides long. Its product is annotated as CEN-like protein 2. Gene Ontology annotation, biological process: negative regulation of flower development; vegetative to reproductive phase transition of meristem. The record is from RefSeq and is a predicted model, not a curated record. Gene Ontology annotation, cellular component: cytoplasm; nucleus. The transcript has 4 exons. Bases 1 to 519 code for a protein of 172 amino acids. Lineage: Eukaryota; Viridiplantae; Streptophyta; Magnoliopsida; Rosales; Rosaceae.
AUGGCAAGAAUGUCGGAACCUUUAGUUGUUGGAAGAGUCAUAGGAGAUGUUCUUGAUUACUUUACCCCAACUACUAAAAUGAUUGUCACUUACAGCACCAAACUCGUCUUCAAUGGACAUGAGCUCUUCCCAUCUGCAGUCACCGCCAAACCUAGAGUUGAGAUUCAAGGAGGCGACAUGAGAUCAUUCUUCACUCUGGUGAUGACAGACCCAGAUGUUCCUGGCCCUAGUGAUCCUUAUUUGAAGGAGCACCUGCACUGGAUUGUGACAGACAUUCCAGGCACCACAGAUGUUACAUUUGGAAGAGAGAUGGUGAGCUACGAGAUGCCAAGGCCAAACAUAGGAAUCCACAGGUUUGUGUUUGUUCUUUUCAAGCAGAAACGAAGGCAGUCGGUGAACCCACCUUCUUCAAGGGAUCACUUCAACACCCGAAGCUUCGCAGCCGAAAACGACCUCGGUCUUCCUGUUGCUGCCGUUUACUUCAAUGCGCAGAGAGAAACGGCAGCAAGAAGACGCUAG